ACCAAAUGAAAGAUGCUGUGCAAAUAUAUAUGCAUUAAUUUUUCCGACUAAUUCAUGAAACUCCAUCUUGCAGCUUGAAUCUCUGUCAUUUUCGGUGUCGUUGAUAAAGAGGAAAUUAAAUCGUUGAUCAAUAUGCUUAGAGCUGGUUGUUCUUUGGUUUCCUGCAACUCGCGAAGUAGUAUUCUCGAAGUACUACUUGGUCGUCAUGAGAGGACGUCUUUCUCCAGCUAUACAUCUCAGUUGGUACACCAUCCGGAUUUUGCUAUGGAUCAUAAGCUUGGAAAUGGCAGCUACUUGAUGAAAGGAGCUGGGUCACGGUACUUCAUGUUCAGCACUAAUGGCCAAACGUGGAAAAAACUCCAUAGCAAUACUGUUAACAAUGACAAGGGCAAGGUUCAACCACCAGCACUAGCUUCUCCAAAGCUCACAUUCCCUCGUAAUUGGAUAAAAUGGGUUUUUGGAUCCGGAGUAACUUUAUCAAUAUCGACAUGGAAACAGGAUUGGAGGAAACGACUAAGGAUUGGAGGAGAGACCGAAAUGGUGGUUGAAGAGGUUGAAAGCGUGGCAGAGAUAGUAGAAAAGGUUGCAACUGUGGCAGAGAAGAUAUCAGCAGAGGUGGCAGACAAACUUCCUGAGAAUGGUAAACUCAAGGAAGCAGCUUUGUUUGUGGAACGUGUUUCAAAAGAGGCUGCCCAUGAUGCUCAUCUAACAAAAGAUUUUAUUCACAAGGUGGAUGCAUUGAAAGAAGACCUGGAGGCACUACUGGUUGAACCCAUGAAUAUUGAUCAGAUUGCAAAGCUGCAAGGAUCUGAAGGGAAGUAGUAAUGCAAUAUGGAAAUACUCCAAGCUAGGUUGGAUAUAAUUAAUGAUUCAUUCAUUCUAUUUUGAAACGUUUAAAGCACAAAAAUACAAGUCGUUUCCUAA
Molecule: messenger RNA, 924 nt
Organism: Juglans regia (Persian walnut)
Lineage: Eukaryota; Viridiplantae; Streptophyta; Magnoliopsida; Fagales; Juglandaceae
Exons: 5
Coding region: 133-822 (229 amino acids)
Source: RefSeq, a predicted model, not a curated record